Polistes canadensis is the source of this 3781-nucleotide messenger RNA. Its product is annotated as cubilin-like. Gene Ontology annotation, cellular component: plasma membrane. The coding region runs from base 548 to 3262 and encodes 904 amino acids. The transcript is spliced from 17 exons. Lineage: Eukaryota; Metazoa; Arthropoda; Insecta; Hymenoptera; Vespidae. Gene Ontology annotation, molecular function: protein binding. The record is from RefSeq and is a predicted model, not a curated record.
GUCUUCAUCGUCGCACGGUUCUGUUGUUUAAUUAGAAAAAAAGAAAAAGAAUAUAAAGAUAAAAAAAAUAAUAAUUGUAAAAGAAAAUAAAAAUAAAAAGACGACAAAUUUGUCACGUUCGAGUAAUUUUGCCGCGAAAAAACACAUCCCCCACUGGGUAUACGAAUCAUCCCCUACUACCUUUAAAGGCUACCAAUAAGAAGACAGCAUUGGACACCCUGCAGCCCCCUUGUGACGACCUCUGUCGGUAGGGAAAGAGGGUGUGUUAGGUUAAACGGAGAGACGACGAUUGUCAUCGCGUCGUUCUUCGUGCCGAUUUUAACGAGCCGACGAGUUAGAGGAUACUUGCACCUCUCUGCGGGUGCUUCUUCGCGUGUAUUUGCCAGUGAUGCUUCCGCGUUCUUUCAAUCACCUUGACGCCCUUAUUUUCUACAACGUUAAUAUCCAAGAACAAGAAAAGAAACGGAAACAGUGCACGAUGAUAUUUUGGAUCAGUUUUCCUUGCUCUUCCUAUGUGUGGAAUAGACACUGACGAUAUGGAUGCAGUAUGGCUUCAGUACUUUGGCAUGUCUCUGGGAAUAGUUAUGCUUCUCCUGCCUUUUUCUUGUUCUUACUGUUACUCUGUCCACACAAUACUACAGCCCGCGAGGUAAUUGAGGCUCCACUGCCACAGCAAGACCACAUUCCAUCACUGCCACCACCACCGGGACGUCUCACCACUGCCAAAGCACCAAAGUGUGAUCAAAAAUUUAUAAGCACUCCUGAUGGGCCGCAAAAUGGAACUUUCUUUGCACCUGCACUGAUAAAUCUAGAAGGAGAAUCUCGGCAGUGCGUUUACACAUUUUUAGCAGGACCACGUCAACGCGUGGAACUUAUUUUUACUACGUUUGGUCUUAGAGGUACACCGCCAGCUGGAUCUGCUGUUGGAGAAUUACCUGCUUGUAGCCAUGAAUAUAUAGAUAUAUAUUCGGAAAUUCGUUCAGAAAACACUACCAAGCUAAUAGAAACACCAUUCGGAGGUCGUUUUUGUGGUCCCAUUCCACCUCGAAAACGUGUUUCUCUUUAUCAAGGCAUUGCCCUCAGUUUCUAUACUGAUAAAAAUAUAACAUUACCAACAUUAUUUAGCGGAGAAUAUACUUUUAUUAAUGCAUCUGAGUUUGAAGUUGGAACACCAGUACCGAGUGCACCGUGUUCUUUCACGGUAAAAUCUCUCGUUAAACGUACUGGAAAUAUUUUGUCUCCCACUUAUCCAGGAACUUAUCCAAAAGAUCUUGUGUGCAGUUAUCAAUUUAUUGGAGAAUCGAGUCAAAGAAUACGCCUGGAAUUUCGAGAUUUUGAUUUAUUUUUUGGCGGGCCACAUUGCCCUUUGGAUUAUGUAAAAGUAUACGAUGGAGUUGACAAUUCAUCCGCUGUUAUUGGAACGUAUUGUGGGCAACAACGAAAUUUGGUAUUAUAUUCAUCUGAAUCCAGCCUAUUUGUAUUGUUUUCUACUCUUCAACGUACAGCGAAUACGCAAAAUCGUGGUUUUAAAGGAAUUUUCGAAUUUUCAGAAAGUUUUGUUAAAUUAGACUUCAUAACCAGUUAUAAUGGGGAGCAUAUAAGAGGCUCGGAAUGCGAUCAAAAGAUUUUAAGUAAAAAGAAGUCUUCUGGAUUUGUAGUUAGUCCCAAUUUUCCAUUUCCUUAUAUGCCAAAAGUAGUAUGUCGUUAUUUUGUUUAUGGAAUGCAAGAUUCGCAACAUCUUGAACGCGUUCGUUUGGAAUUUAUGGUAUUUGAAAUUCCAACGAGCGGUACUAAAGUAGAGUCAGCAUGCACCGAUGGUUAUUUAAAAUUAUAUUUAAAAGGUCAAGAAGCGACAGAUUCUUAUGAUAAAUUUGAUUAUGAAUUAUGCGGUGCAAAAAGUAAUCCAACUCAUGUAGUUAGUGAUGGGCCGAGACUUGUUAUGGUAUUUAGCAGCGGAGAAUUACUAGGAAAAGGUUUUAAAGCACGGUAUACCUUUGAGACAGAAUAUAAAAUACCUGGAACAGCCGAACCAGAUGGUACCUGUACAUUUACAUACAGAAGUUCCUCUCGAAAAAAGGGAGAUUUUAAUUCUCCCCGAUAUCCUAGUAAUUAUCCAAGUGAUACAAAUUGUACUUAUCUCUUUUUUUCAACGCCAAAUGAACAAGUGACAUUGAUCUUUGACCAUUUUAAAGUUAGAACCAGAACUCUGAAUAUAACGUCCGGUCACUAUGGGCACUAUUUAUGUCAAGACGACUGGUUAGAAAUUUAUAUUAUGUAUCGCGAUCAAACUGAAAAAUUAAUAGGCAGGUAUUGUGGUAUGACUGCCCCAGGACCAGUAGAAUCGACGCUUGGUGCUCUCGGUUUAAAAGUAAUUUUACAUUCAGAUUCUGAACUUGUUUAUAGUGGAUUUAAAGCGCGUUAUACUUUUGAGGUAGCAAAACCAAUUUUUGGAGAUUGCGGAUCAAAUAUUAGCAGUCUAAAUUAUGGAGUAAUAACUAGUCCUAACUUUCCAAAUAAAUACGAUGGUCCGUCAAAAAAUUUUGCUAGUAAAACAUGUAAUUGGUUUAUAAGAGUACGACCUAAUCAACAAAUAUUAUUGGAUUUUGAUACAUUUUCUGUAGAAGGUGAUCAAAGUGCACGAGGUUGUCCUGCUGCGGUAUUACGUAUGUGGUAUUCUAGUUCGUCCACGCCGCUUGAGCUUUGUGGUGUUAAAACUACUGAUACUAAGUGGACCUAUUUAUCGGAAGAUAAUAAUAUGCGUCUUAGUUUCAUAUCAGCAGAUAAAGCGGUCGGACAACACGGUUUUAGAGCAGUAUGGACAGAGAUAAAUAAAAAUACUGAUUGUCAAAAUCAAUUUCUUUGCACCAGAAAUAAAUAUUGUAUUGCAGAAUCGUUAAAAUGUAAUGAUAUCAAAAAUUGUGGUCCAGACGAUUCGUCCGAUGAAGAGAACUGUGCUGCUAUGGUACCAGCAGAUAGUUAUGUCAUCCCAGCUGUAUCUGCUGCAGCUUCUGUUUUAUUUGUUCUGUUUAUAUGCCUACUGUGUAAUAAACUUAAAAGACCUGUUCAAGAAGUUCACAUUGAUGAUCUACAUCAACGUGUAGAAGAACGUCAUCACUGCUAUCAUCAUCAUAGUCUUUUGCAACAUCACCAAGAUCAUAUUCAUGAAUUUAAUCAAUAUCAACUUGAACAACCAAGUCCACCUAGUGACAGUGAUGCUGAACAAGUUUGCGGCGAUGAAACAAGUAGUCCAGAUAGUGUGUGACCGUGGCCACUCGCAGCGUGGUUUAAAUUCUGGAAUUCCUUGUAUUUCUCCACGUUGCUUCCUAGACUCUUUCUGAUGUGUAACUAGUUGUUAUUGUUGUUAUUGUUGUUGCCUAAUGGGAGCAACUUACACAGUGUCAUCAGCACUCACUAUUACAUAUGUCAACACGUUCCUUUUAGAUUCAAACAAGACGAGAAACUAAUAUAAACAAGUCUAUCGAUCAAUUCAAACGCGAUCACUUUCACGUCUUAUUUGUACAAGAUAUAUUAUUUUUCAUUCAAAACAUAAAUUUUAUCAGCAAUAAUUAUGUAUGACUAUAUAUUCAUUAUACUACGCUAUUAUAAUAUUACUACUUAUACUAAUGCUGCUGUCUCAUAAAAUAUAUUAUUUGCAUGUAAUAUAUUUUGUACAAGUACAAGUAGGCGAUAUCUUUUUACUAAUGUGAAUAAUAAUAUUGCAAAGUAAAACUUUUUUGUACAAUCAAUUGAAAAUGGUCUUUAUGUAUCUAAUAAUAUGUCU